Molecule: messenger RNA, 2350 nt
Organism: Pseudocercospora fijiensis CIRAD86
Lineage: Eukaryota; Fungi; Ascomycota; Dothideomycetes; Mycosphaerellales; Mycosphaerellaceae
Exons: 1
Coding region: 161-2269 (702 amino acids)
Source: RefSeq, a predicted model, not a curated record
CCUGCACUGAUCGCAUGUGACAUCUUGGACGCUAUGAGCACUCAGAACCCGCUUGCCAUCUUACUACAGCCUUUCUGCGCUGCAAAAUCAGCCCAAAACACAGAAUCGCGUCCCGGAACGUCACCACGCAUCCGCACGCGCCUCUUGCGACACUGGAACCAUGGAUAAGGUUCGAGUGCAUGACGAAGAUACAGCAAUGGGAUCUGCUUCUGGCUCCGGCUCAGACCUAUCAAACCUGAGUGCAUUGAACGAAAAUGAGACCGACGACCUCGGCCGGCGCAUUCUCGAGAAUCAGCGAGAAGCACAGCGUGCAAGGCAAGAGAACCGGCCUUUCUGGAGAGCUAAGCCUCGACCCCGAACAACGAUACCUGUAGAGACAAUUGCAAGUACUGCAGAAGAAUCGGGUCAUCAGCGAGCCGCGAGCGCUGGAAGCAACAAAUCAGACCCGCCUUUGAACGUCCCGCGAGAAUGGGGAAGAAGAGCUAAGCGACGUACGGACUGGCCUAGGAAGCUUGAUGCGGACGAAGAGUUGGAUAUACAGCCACUAAGAGCGGACGACGAUUCCAUCUUUCCUCAUAGAACGUUGUAUACUGGCGACGACAAUCCUCUGCUGAGUCCUGGCGGCGUCGUGGCUUCACUUGAAAAUACUCCACCAUCAAUGCGCAGGCGAAGGCAAAUGUCCUCACCUUCAUCGCUACAUCACAUGAAUACCACAUUACAGCCUGCUCUAGACUCGGAAGAUAUCGAGUUUAAUGAUGCAUCUUUGCUGGUAUCGACACCUGCAGUAAAUCAUCGGAAUCGAAAGAUUGAUAUGUUGAUGCAGAGGGAGAUCGAGGUCGUCGAGAAACGAGCGGUGACCAAGAGGUCAUUGGAGACUCUUGCUAGAAGGGCCACAGAGGAUUCAAGGCCAGGAAGUGCUCCGUCUGGUGACCAGGCUAGGAUCGUGGGACGAAGACGAAGCAACCUCAGCGAUAAGGAGAAUGAGCCCGAUGAUGUGGACAUCUCGAAGCCAGCAGAACAGAAAUCGAGACCAGCGCGGAGAAGUCAGCACGGACGGAACGAUAGUCUCGCUCUGCUGCGUAAGCUGGCUCGCGUAUCGAGCAUGUCACCGAGCCCUGCCAGAGAUAAGGAUGACGAGCGUCGAGCCAGUGGCAGUUUUCCAAACACAUCCAAAGACGAUGGCGACAAAUCAUCAGAAGCCCAAACAGACUCUCGGCGUGUGCGCAUCGAUGGGCAUGCCAAGAAGAAUAACGAACCCGAUGGGCUUGACACUCCGGCAAAGUCCUACCUCAAAAAACCCCCAAAAGACCCAAGAAGGAUAUUUAGCGAACCGAACCACCCAAAGUCAGCUCUCGAAGCAGUAGUCCAAGACGCGAAGGAAAAGGGCGACCCUCUUCUAGGCGAGAACACACUUGCAUCCUUGGAGGACAUAGUACAUCCACCGGACGCUACCAAUUCUACUUUGAAUUUUGAUACCAAUGCAACGUCGAAUCCUCCACCUGGAGGCAAUGAAACCAGCGCAGGUCUCACACAAGCCGAAAAAGACCGAAGGCAGGAAGACCUUGCGCUAGAGAAUCUCAACAAACGACUUCGCUCGACACGAUCAACUAUUAGGGAUGCGAAUCGUGGUCUGCGACGAAUCGAAAACCGUAUUGAAGCAGCGUCGGAAGGCGAUCCUGGCCCGGAUCGAAUCCCUGGCCCGCACGACAGCGACUACGAGGCUUGGGCAAGCACUUUACCGCCAUACACUGAUCACAACGGUCGCACAAUCUGCGCGCACUGCGGCGGCUCGUACACCUCAGUGUGGCGCGGGUUGUGGGUGGAAUUUCGAGAAAAUUUCUACACGUGGUCCGGACCAAAACAACAAAGCUUACAACUCACAUGGCUCGGCUGGACCCUCGUAAUCUGGUGGAUCUGGUUCGUGCUGGAGUCCAUGGCAUCGAAUUAUUUCGCUUAUCGUUACGACACAUUUUUUCCGUUUGUGAUACCCACUCUGAUUUUACGACCUUUGGCACCCGUUUGGAAACCUGUUUGGGAUAUUUUUGUUUGGUGUUGGAGAGCCAUUUUUGGGACUACGGCGAGACCAGACGGGCAGUGGCGAAGACCGCCUUCGAGAGUGACCACCUCGCAUACCACGCGAGUAAUGGGAGGGAAGGAUUGGAUUGGAGCUGCUGCUAAAGCCACGGCGUCUGCGACUAGGAGGAUUGUUAAUAGCGCCAAGCAGGCUGUAGACGAUGUUGGAAAUAUGUGGGAUGAUGAGUACCUGUGAGGACCAAGAGUGUGGGAGACUGCCUCUAGUGAAGGGAAGUAAGCGAUACAGCACUACCAAAUGAGAUUCGAUUCUCUUUAG